This is a messenger RNA of Colletotrichum godetiae, 1983 nucleotides long. RefSeq names its product aspartic peptidase domain-containing protein. The record is from RefSeq and is a predicted model, not a curated record. Lineage: Eukaryota; Fungi; Ascomycota; Sordariomycetes; Glomerellales; Glomerellaceae. Bases 1 to 1983 code for a protein of 660 amino acids. The transcript is spliced from 2 exons.
AUGUGCAGAUUCAGCCACGUUGACAAGGUGGCCAAGUCUGUCUGGCCCAACCAACAACUCUGUGUGCUCCAACCUGCAUAUGCAGUCGAAUAUGAUCCUGGCCUCCUCGCCUCUGAAACCUGGACUGGUUGGCUUUAUGGCACUAUAAAGCGCCUUUAUUGGACGACUGAUGCGGGCCAAAGCACAAGUGUUGGACCAGACGGGCCAUGGCAAGCGAUAUGGAUAUACGACUGGUAUAGCAACAUCACCUACAACUUCUGGCCAACUGGCGGUGUGAGAACCAUGAUGGUGCCCGUUGGAAAUGGCGACGAUUACAUCAGCGCGUACGGGCAACCGAUCAAAUUGGAAUCCGGCAGUGGAGUGCGUCUUAUGCGAUCCUCUUGGCCUAUCGGACUCGACGAGAAUAUUUCAGGCUACUUAUGGCGCGACCGUAUGAACCUAGUUUCACGCGAGGAUUCCCAAGCUGAAGAGUCUCGGGCCGAUAUAGACCUCAAUAUCUUUAUUCCCAGCGAGUCUCCUUACCCAGGGGCAUACUCCAAUGGGUCGAACGGGAAUAAAGCCGUCGGAGCGCUCGGCUUGGGCGCAGAUACUAGCACUAUCCAACAACCGGACGACUUUCCGCGAUUCAAGAUCGACACAGUCACAGGUCAGCUAGUGUCAGAGGAAAAGAUCGCUAGCAAAUCCUGGUUCAUGCAUAUGGGCAGCGUACAUCUGGGCCAGCCAGGCUCCUUGACUUUGGGGGGCUACGAGCAAAACCGGGCGUUGGGAAAUGUGGGAACGUUCUUCCUGGAUGGCGAGCUCCCUCGAGUGUUUCUUACUGAUGUAUAUCUCGACUUUGAAACGGGGGAAACGCCAUACAACGAGACUGUUGGAAGUGUAUGGCAAGAUAUUGUCAUUGAUGAGGAAGCCCAAAGCUCGGUAGAUCAAUACGGUGGCCCUGCUGGGUCCGUUAUGGUCCUACCGAACGCAGCGGCUCCUUAUUUGUAUCUUCCUCGAGGAGUUUGCGAAGCUGCGGCUAUGGCCCUACCCGUCCGCUGGGUUUCUCAAGUCGGCUUAUACGUUUGGGAUUUCUCUGGGCAGCCGGACAGAACGAACCGCUUCAUCAACUCGCCAGCCUAUAUGGGUUUCACUUUUUCGGACGAAAAAGCGAAGAAUCUCACUAUCAAGAUCCCGUUUAAGUUGUUGAACCUUACUCUUGACGACACUCCAGCAAGGCACGACAGUGUUAAUUGGGGGAUCGACUUUUAUUGGCCCUGCAAGUCAUGGGAUAAGCCGUCUGCAACGGAUCCCUCCGUAAGUACAUAUCCAGGAAGUCGAUGGCCAUUGGGUCGAGCCUUUCUACAAGGUGCUUUCACCGGAUUCAACUACGACCGAAAAAGAUUUUAUAUGGCACAAGCACCCGGCCCAGGAAUGGGUCAGCGAAUUGUUGUCGACGAUGAUAGCGAAACGAUACGGUCGAAACCUGAAGAUACCUUUGCGGAGACGUGGCAGGCGUAUUGGACGAAAAUCGAGCCGCUGACACCUAACGACACGACUGGCGUCAUCUCCACCUCCACGAGCGGAAUAGCAAAGAGUGCCAUAGUGGGCAUUGCGAUCGGAGCGAGCUGUGGUCUAUGUGCGUUGUUGGCAUUGCUUUGGUUCUUCUGCCGGCGGGCUCGGAGAGACAGAGACCAAAGCGAUGGAAAACAGGGAAAAAAGAGCGGUGACGAAGGAGUUCUGGAUGCGGAGUUCUUCACCGGGGGUAAGGCUGAAAUGGAUGGAAAGGGGGUGUCAAUCUCAGAACUAGGGCAUCACGACUGGAAGUCCGCAUUGGGCGAGCAACAGCCUCAAGAGUUACCGUCGCCUUUCAAUCCGCCCAUGAAUAGCAGCCAUGGGUUCAGCGACAUGGUUUUUGAGCUACCUGACGGCAACUGGGUUUCCCAUGAGAAAGGGGAGAAGGCAAAGAAGGAAGAGAACGGGGGCGAAGACGAGAAAUCAAAAUAA